AUGACAGAUGAUUUGGAUCUUCUGACAAGUCAACUUCAGGAAGGAUUUCAAGUAGAUCCGAAUGCUUUGGGUGAACAUCCAAGAUAUAGUCAAUUUAAAAAUUUAUCAAAAGCUGCUGAACAACAAGCAAAAAGGAGACAAGAAGUUUUAGAUCGACAUAGGGUGAGGUUGAAUUCUAAGAGAAAAAUCUUUUUUAAAAAUCGAUAUUUCUUUAGGAUGGUCGUUUUGAAAAGCUUAUAAAGCUUCGAAAUUUGGCAUUAGAUGAAGAAGAUUCGUCGGAUGAUGAAAAAGAAGAGAAAUAUGAUAAUAAACAUAAUGAUGAUGGAAGUAGUGUUAUAUCAGAUUAUAGUCAAACGUCAUCAAUGCGAAGUCGAUCGAAAUAUUCGGAUCAAUUAUUGUUGAGCGAAUGGCUUGUUGAUAUUCCAUCGAGUUUGUCGAAUGAAUGGACGAUGGUGGCGGCACCGACUGGGAAGAGGUGUUUGGUGGUUGCUGCAAAGGUUAGAAGCUUCAGGUUCAAAGCACACCACGGCCAAUCCGUGGCUGGCGAGAGUACAAUUUUGAAAAAGUCUUGAUUUCAGUUUGGAGAGGACCAAAACUGACAAAUUCACAGUUUUCAUACUGUAAAAAGUUAGGGUACAAUUUUUUAUUUUGAAACCCACGAUUUUGGCCGAGGUGUGGUUCAAAGUCCAGAAAUUUUUGAAGAUCUGGCCAAAGGGAUCCCCCCCCUUUUUUUUUGAAUUUUCAGCUAUCUAGCUAGAUUUUUGAAAAACGCUACAUUUCGGCAAAAAUUUUCAUUUUUGAGUAGGUUCACGAACGAAAAAAAAAAUUUAAAAAUUUUUUCUUAACAUCGAAAAAUCAAUUCACAAAAAGUCAAAAAAUGUCGAAAAAACAUUGUAGGUCAAAAUUAGUUUUUCAGUCAAAAAUAAUGACAAAUCGAUAUUUUUCAAGCUUCUGGAGUGAUUUCUGAUGAAAAUCAGCUUCGAGAACCAUAUUUUGCUUUAUUUUAUGAAUUUUUUCGAGAUUCAUCAAAAUUUAAAAAAUUUUUAUUUUACGAAAAAUCAACAAAAACUUCUGAAGGUCAAUUUUAAUCAGAAAUUACUCCAGAUUCCAGAAGCUUGAAAAAUAUUGAUUGGUCAUCAUUUUUGGCUGAAAAACUCAGAGAUUCGCCGGCCAGCUCGCCACCAGGUGGGGAGGCUGGCUGACCUGGGAACCACAUGGAAAACAUGUCGCCCGGUUUUUUCGCUGGCAAGGUGGCCAGGCUCUGGCUAGGUCACGGCCACAUGGCUACCACGUGGUGGCCACUUCGCCGCGUCAAAAUGAAUUUUCAUGAAAAUGUCUGAAAAACUUGUGAAUUGAGGCAUUUUCGAAAAAUUUGGCUCAUUUUCUGUUUUUUCGCAGUACUUGAAACCUUAGGAAGUGAAAAAAACAGUUGAAAAUGCAGUUUUUUGAGUACAAACCACCGUCUUGCCAGCUUUCCAGAAUUUCAAAAACACAGGCCACGUCGCCGGAAAACUCAAGGCGAACUGGCGGCCAUGCGGUUUCCAGGUGGCCACAGCGAUCUGGUGGCGAGCUGGCCAGCGAAUCUCUGAGAACUCGAAGAACUAAUUUUGACCUACAAUGUUUUUUCGACAUUUUUUGACUUUUCGUGAAUUGAUCUUUCGAUGUUCAAAAAACAUUUUUAAACAUUUUUUUCGUUCGUGAAUCAGAAUAGUAAAAUUUUGAUUCGAAAAUUCUAAAAACAAAAAAAAAUACGUUUCAAAUUUUUCAUAUAAUUUUUUAUCAAAUAUUUUUUCUCCAUUCAAGUAGGUAUGAAUAAGAACUAAAAUUCUCAAAAUUUAGGUGAAAAUUCAGAAAUUAUCGCCUUUUUGAUCAGAACUCAUGAAUAUUUUAAUUAUUUCCAAUGACUGAUAAAAUAAGUUCGCUCAACUCUGAACCGGGCCAGAAAUUUAUUGAAGAGAAAAAUCAAUUUUUAAAUUUUUUGGAGUUCGAAAAGUCUCCAGGGAUCUCGAAAGCUCACAAUUUGGAAACUAGAAUUUCGACUUUCAAAAACAACGAAUUUCAAUUUUUGCCACGUCAUAACCCAUGUUCCCAGCAAUUUUCGAUAAAUGAUCAGCAGCCCAAAAAUCUAAUCAGGCCCGAUUCAGAAAAAAAGCACAAUAAAAACUUACAGGGCGUCACAACUGCUUACAAUAAAGCUGGUCGAGUAAUUCAACAAUUUCAAUCAAAAUUACCCGGAGGAAAUGAUCGUGGAAAAUGUGAGUUUCCCUAUUUUUCCUUUAUUUUUCAUCCCAAAUCCCAAAUUUCCAGACACAUUCUCAAUUCUCGAUUGUAUUUAUCACGAUAAAGUGUAUUAUGUUCUCGAUAUUUUGUCAUGGAAUGAACGAGAAUAUGCAGACAAUCCAUACGAUUUUCGAAUGUUUUGGCUGAAUUCGAAAUUCGAGGAAAGUCCCGAAUUAUCGAAACCAACGAAAAAUUUCAAGUGAGACUUGAGUUUUUUUUUUUAAUUAAAAAAAAUUUUAAAAAUUAUUUUUUUACUGCAGAUAUACGUUUCAAAAAGCGCCGUCGUGUAAAUGUAGUUUAGAAGAAAUGACAAAAAUGAUGAGUGAGCCUAUGAAGUGAGUUAAAAAAAAAUUUCUGGAAAAUUUAAUAGAGUUGAUUUCAGGUUUCACUUGGAUGGUCUUCUUUUCUAUCAUAAUUCAGUUAUUUAUGAAGCGGGACAAAGUCCAUUAGUUGGCUGGUUGAAACCGUGGAUGUUGCCCGAGAUUUUGAAUGUUCCAGUUUGUGAAUUGUGAGUUUUUGGGCCCAAAUCUGGCCUUAGAAGUGGAAGGGGAAUUUUCAGAUGACAGAUUUUCAAGCCCCGAAAAUUCAUAGAUUCAAAAAAAAUUUCAUUUAAAUAAUUUUUCGUAUAGUUUUUGGAUAAAAACACACCUCAAGCCCAAGCCGUGGCUGGUCAGAGUACAAUUUUUUUUUAAAUCUGAUUUUCAGUUUUUAGAGGUCAAAAAUCGAAAAAUAAUAAUUUUUGAGGAAAAAAAACUGAAAAAUUCAAAAUUUUUGUACUGUAAAAAUUUAGCGUACAAUUUUUUUUGAGGAAACCACGAUUUUUUGGAUAAAAAAUUUGUCAAUUUUUCCUUUUCAUGAAAAAUGAAUUUAAAAAUCUGAAAAUAAUUUUUGAAAUGCAAAAUUGCCACAUAGAAUCUAGAAUCUGAAGAAUAUAUUUUUCUAGAAUUUUUGAGAAUCUUUCAAGUUGAAAAAAAAUUAAUUAAAAAAAAUUUUUUGACAAAAAAUUCUGAUUCAGCAAAUGUCAAGAAAUUAUAUUUUUUUCAUUUUUGUGUGCAAGAAAAUGUCAAAAAAUAGGAAAAAUAUAGUUUUUUGUCAAGAAAAAAAAAAUUUUUUUUUAAUUAUUUUUUUUCAACUUUAAUCACUCCAUAAUAUUUUCAGAUUUUUUUUUCAAAAAAUACUCAAAUUUUUGCAGAUAUCAAGAAAAGGGAAAGAAAUACGAGUCGAGUCGAGAAUAUAUCGAUAAAUUCAACAAAAGACACGGACACAUUUCGAAAAUUGGUGAUAAUUUAGAAGUUGAAACUAUGGAAUAA
Caenorhabditis angaria is the source of this 3590-nucleotide messenger RNA. The record is from the annotation of a GenBank genome assembly. Lineage: Eukaryota; Metazoa; Nematoda; Chromadorea; Rhabditida; Rhabditidae.